AUGUCCGCCACACGCCGCGCCAGGCCCAGGGCACCCUCCGAAGACCCAAACGACCUGCCGCCCUACGAACCCCUCGAACUCACUCUCUCCGACAACGUAGCCCGCUCCCUCAACGCUCUUGCCACUGGGCGUGACUCCCGCCGAUAUGAAGAACACAUCCGCAAAGCCACGACCCUGCUGGGCCGCAAUGUCGCCGCCGCAAACGACCGCCUCGCCGAGCGCCAGGGCGACCUGCAAACGACCCUCGCCAAGCGGGCCGCCCGCGGCGCGGAAAAGACGCCCGCCGAUCUCCAUCUCGAGGCCUGGAUCGCCGAGUUCCAAGCCGAGGUCGCCGCGCUGACGGCCGAGUCGGAAGCCGCCGUGCGCGACCUCGUCGACCGCAAGGCCGCGGCCCAAGACGACAAGGACGCCAUCGCCGCGACGGCCGACCACAUCCAGUCCUUCCCGACGCGCGCCCAGCGCCUCCGCGACCGCCGCGGCGCCGCCGCUGCCGACAUCUCCACCCAGGACGCCCACUUUGACGGCGACGACGACGGCGCCGGGCCCGACCUGGCGCCGCCCGAGGACCCCAUCCACGACAUCCUGCAGGGCGUGCGCGCGGACAAGGCGCAGGCCUACGCCGCGCUGCCGCCGUACGAGCGCUACGCCCUCAACAACGACUACGCCGCCUUCAAGAAGCUCUGGCACGACGCCACGCUCGGCGACCAGGACGUGCCGCUGCCGGAUCCCGCGCGCUGGUUCGACCGCGACGGCAACCCCGUCGCCUCGGCCCGGGGCGGUGCGCGGCGCGGCGCCGACGGCAACGACGGCGACGGCGACGGAGAAGACGAAGAUCUCAUCAUCGAAGGCGAGAUCCACAGCUUCAUCUGCCCGCUGUCGCUGCAGCCGUUAACGCAGCCGUUCAGCAACAACAAGUGCAGCCACACGUUCCAGAAGGAGAGCAUCCAGGCGUGGUUUGCCGAAUCGCGGAACCAGGAGAGGACGUGUCCCACGACGGGCUGCAAUGUGCAACUCAAACUCAGGGACUUUUACGACGACGAUCUCAUCCUUCGGAAGAUCCUGCGCCAGAAGAAGAGGCUGGCAGCGGAGGCUGCCGCCGCUGAGGAGAUAGACGACGAGAGUGAUGAAGACGAGGCGCCGAGGCGGCGGUCGCAAGCCGUCAAAAGGGAAAGGCGGGGCAGCGACGACGAAAUAGAGGAUGAUUCUUGA
Molecule: messenger RNA, 1209 nt
Organism: Verticillium nonalfalfae
Lineage: Eukaryota; Fungi; Ascomycota; Sordariomycetes; Glomerellales; Plectosphaerellaceae
Exons: 2
Coding region: 1-1209 (402 amino acids)
Biological process (GO): protein sumoylation; protein ubiquitination; double-strand break repair via homologous recombination
Cellular component (GO): nucleus; Smc5-Smc6 complex
Molecular function (GO): SUMO ligase activity; zinc ion binding; ubiquitin-protein transferase activity
Source: RefSeq, a predicted model, not a curated record